Sclerotinia trifoliorum is the source of this 4065-nucleotide messenger RNA. NCBI's taxonomy places the organism in Eukaryota, Fungi, Ascomycota, Leotiomycetes, Helotiales, Sclerotiniaceae. The record is from the annotation of a GenBank genome assembly.
GGAACACUUUGAACAACCUUUGAGUCAAUCCACUGUAGACCCGCUUCAUCGCAAGUAAAACGGGCACCAUUUCUCUUUUCUCAAAUCAAUUCUUCGAAAUUUCUGGACCGUCAGCCUUUUUUUGAUUUAUCCUGCAUAGAACGGUCUGAGAUGCAAGGGUCCUAACGCGAAGAAGUACCUACUCGGCGUCGACUUGGGGAAUAUCAGUCGACCAAUUUCCAGAGACAAUGCCCAGCUAGAGCUGGUGAGGGAAGAAAGAAAGAAGGGAGAAAGAAGCUCUUCACCACACAACAUUCGAGACCGAGAUCAACUUUACGACUUGGAAUACGACCUCGACCACGACCUCGACCUUGAGAGUUAUUAUUUACGACUCUUGGAUUAGACGUAUUAAUCUUCCUUUCUUUUAACCUACAUACGUACACAUACAUACUACCUUCCUUAACUUUUUCAUCAUGGCGACGAAACCUAAAAUGGCCGGCAUGCAUACUGCUGGAAUCUUUUCAGAUAUGACGGUUGAUGGCCCAGAAAUUGGUACCCUGGUUGUUAUUGUUGAUCGAGCGAAGAAUCUACCGAAUAGGAAGACAAUUGGCAAGCAGGAUCCCUAUUGUGCAGCACGACUGGGCAAGGAAGCAAAAAAAACAGAGACGGACAAGAGGGGUGGACAAACUCCUCGGUGGUGAGUACUCAAUUGGAAAUGAUUAUUAGGCUCGUUACUAACACGGCUACGUAGGGAUCAAGAGCUACGAUUUACAGUUCACGAUUCACCAGAUUAUUACCAAUUGAAGGUCUCAGUUUUUAACGACGACAAGAGAACGGAUCUGAUAGGGGAGACUUGGAUUAACUUGCAAGACGUUAUUGUUGCAGGAGGUGGACAAAGUGAUGUGUGGCAUAAUUUAAAUUUCAAAGGAAAAUAUGCCGGAGAGAUCAGGGUCGAGAUCACAUAUUACGAUAAGAGGCCUAAACCAGAAAAAUCAGAGAGACCAGAAAGGAAAGAACUGAAACAGAACCAAUCGGCCAUUACACCAUCUACAUCUGCGCAAUCGAUAACGGACUUCGGAAGUAUGAGUGGAAGUGGGAGUACGAGAGAAGGGGUGAGUGGUCCAAGACAAUUCGGAGCGAAAUCCGUGGUUAAGAGACGACCACUGCCAUCUGAUCCCAUCACUGGAGCUCCAGCUCAACCCCCUGUUGCGGCGCCAGCACCUGCCGAGCUUGUUCAUACUCCUUCGCGAGGGUAUCAAGCACCAUCUGCAGUUGAUCAUGUGCAAAUGACCCCUACUCGUGGAUACAGAGAACCUUCUGCGAUACCUGAUCAUGUUCAAACGCCGCCUCGCGGAUAUCAAAAUCCACCAGAUCACAUCCAGACACCACCGCAAGGGUAUCAGAUGUCUUCGAAUGGUAUGCCAGAUCACGUUCCCCGAGGAUACGCAAAUUCGCAUGUAAUUCAGGAUCAACCUUCGCCUCGCGGAUAUCCAGGUCCUGCCAAUAUUUUUGAGCCAAUUCAAUCGCAGCGUGGAUAUCAUAGCCUUAUGAUUGCUCAGGAGCACACACAAACGCCGCGUGGAUACCAGAACGGAUUCGCUCCGGAUCAGUCGCCUCUCCAAAGAGUAGAAUUCAAUGCACCUCAAGCCCGAUAUAAUCAACCUCAAGGAUAUGAUGUAAGUCCAGGAUCAACACCGUAUGGAGCACCUGAGGAUAUGAUAGCCGCGGCACCACAAAGUUCACAGCCAAUGCGAAAUAAUGAUAGAUAUGAAACUUACGACCCAAUGUCCCAGAACGAUUACGAACACGGUCAUGAUAUGAAUCAAUACUCGAACCAGGAAGAGGAUCCUCGCGAUAGAUACAAUGGAUCUCGUAUGAUCAAUUAUGAAGCCCAACAGCCGGGCCCAUAUGAGCUUCCGACGAGCCCCGGUCCCCCACCUCCUCCUCCACCAGCUCAUGCAAGUAAAAAUGUGAGCCCGGCACCACCCCUUGCCCAACCUAGGGCAGUCCAUGGCCGUCCAGUUAGCAGGGGAGAUUCGAAUCCUUACAAUACUUCAAUGGAUGAUAUGCAUCGUCAUUCAAACCCUACAUAUACACAACCUACUCCAUCUUAUCAAGCCUAUAGUCCGUCAAAGGUUGAUGAUCAAUCUCGGAGGUCGGGGAAUGGAAUUCCUCACCUUCCUAGACAUAACUCUUAUGAUUCAAGAGAUUUAAGGUAUAAUGCUGGUCAUGAGGACAUGCAGCCAACCGUUGAGGACGCUCCACCCACUCCAGCACCAGGUCCAGGGCCAAACAGUUAUCAAUCAAUUAUUCCACACAGAGGCAGCGUGUCAAGUGUCAUGCAACAGCAAACUAAUGAGAUGUAUGACCAAGUACCAGCACCGUUGAAUUUAAGGCAUCGACCUAGUGGAAAUAGUGUCGCAACAACUGCUCCCAGUCAUCAACCUUCAAAUAGCUCGGGUGGUUAUGCGGCGUCUAGUUCUAUGUCUUCUAUCAGCCACGGCGCUUCUGUAACCUCGAGACAUUCUUAUGGACAGCUUCCUUCAUCUCGUCAAGAUAGGAGUCAUUCUCUGGGUAUGCAAAGUACUAAUGGAGAUUAUGGUUUACCGGAGAUGCCACCAACUUUGGUGCCAGGAAUGGAUCCAAUCAUUGCUAAGGAAAUAUCGGAUCGAAUCUAUCAGGAGAAGCGAGCAAGUUAUAGCCAAAAUGCUAGCAGCUCGCAACGAGGAAGAUAUCAAGAAAGUUCAAGGAAUCAACCACAGCAGAUUCAACAACCUAUACCUCUUCCCUAUCAUGAUAAUUCUGCUGUUGUACCAUACUCGCCACAAGCAGCGUACGAUGAUCGCCAGGGUCGAUACACUUCUACUGCUAUGGUGCCUGUAAAGCCUAGAGGUGCCUCUCCUAAUCCUGCGAUGGAUAGACGAGGUGCCUCUCCUAAUCCUGCGAUGGAUAGGCGAGGUGUAUCUCCUAAUCCCAUGGAUAGAAGAGGUGUAUCUCCUAAUCCCAUGGAUAGACGAGGCGUAUCUCCUAAUCCUAUGGAUAGAAGAGGGACUUCACCCAAUCCCAUGGCUAGAAGAGGAACUUCUCCUAACCCAUCAGUUAUGCGAAAACCGGUCAGUCCUGCUCCUGAACCUAGAAGGUUAUCCGGUAUUGCAUUUGGGCCGGAUUCGUAUGAUGUUUUCAACCCAAGUCUAGCAGGAUCAAAAUCCGCAACAUCUCUAAGCGCUGCUUAUGAUUCCAAAGACGACCCAGAUGCCAAAAUCAUUACUUAUGAUGGUAGAGAAAUUGAUCCAAGUGAUCAUAUUCCCGAAUCCAAUUAUGCACCACUUCUGGAACAGAAAGGGCCAAAAUACGCGUCCCAAGUGGCAGAUCGCAAUUAUCGAGCUCCGCCAGCAGCACAGCCAAUGCCAUCAACUGGUCGCAAGCAAUUACGUCAAGCGGGGAGACCUCAGUCAAUGGUCGUUUCCUCCCCAAUUUAUUUCAGCGGUGGUACUCCUGAUCACCAUCAAGCUACAGCUCAUAGGAAGCUUCAAAAGAAAUCUAACCGCAUGUCGGCACAACCGGCGUACCAUUCAUCCCCAAAUGUACCAAUCUACAAAGAUCAAAACUACGCAUCUAGUAGAACAUCAAUGCAUAGACCUUCAACUGCAGAAUAUGCUAAUGAAAAUUAUCCGCCGAAUGGUUAUCAAUAUGGAAUUAAUCCUAGUAAUGGAGGGUUUGGGAACGGAUAUAGGGGCUCGGGUUUACCGGUUGUACCGGCAAAAAUUCCAAUGGCCUUACCGGCUCCGGUCAGUAGUGGGACAGGAAGAGGUGGAGCUGGAGAUGCAUGGGCGCUGUUGGAGGAAAUGAAGAAUAUUGACUUGGGCGCCCCAAGUUCGAGAAGGAGAAGGUAUUGAGGUGGAACUCUAGAUUGGAGGUUUAGGUUGAUCAUGGAAGAUGGGAUUGGGUGGGUGAUGAUUUGUUAUAUACUUUGUAUGAUUUGGGAUGGUUAAUUUUUUUUGGUCGGUCGCUUGGUUUCUUUAUACCUUUUUCCGGGAUUUUUACAUCCUUUUACUGCCAUGUAUGUUAGGUUAGAUUGGGGACGGG